Trichomycterus rosablanca is the source of this 719-nucleotide messenger RNA. RefSeq names its product histone H2B-like. Lineage: Eukaryota; Metazoa; Chordata; Actinopteri; Siluriformes; Trichomycteridae. Gene Ontology annotation, cellular component: nucleosome. Gene Ontology annotation, molecular function: structural constituent of chromatin; protein heterodimerization activity; DNA binding. The record is from RefSeq and is a predicted model, not a curated record. The transcript has a single exon. The coding region runs from base 428 to 673 and encodes 81 amino acids.
UGGAAAACUCGAUGUAAAAUGACAACUGAAAAUGUGUAUAUUGAUUGUGAAGAUGUAGUUAAACAAUGUAUGGCCAAAUUAAAAUGCAUGAAAAAAUGUAAAAUGAAAUCUAAACGCAUGACAAUUCCAUGGGACCUUUUUAAUGGACUUUAGACAAAUAGUGUUCGAGUUUAAUUAAUUCUAAAAGAAAAUGUAAAUAUUUGUAUUAUUACAUGAAAUGUAUCAAUUAAUGUAAUAUUACUGUACGUGUAUGAUGUAAAUGAUAUUUGUAAUGUGAUAUAAAUUUGUACAAUAAAGUUUAUUUAAAAACCCUAAGGCCGCGCCCAAGAAGGGCUCCAAGAAAACCGUCACCAAGACCGCCGCCAAAGGAGGCAAGAAGCGCAGAAAGGCCAGGAAGGAGAGCUACGCUAUCUACGUGUACAAGGUCAUGAAACAGGUCCACCCUGAUACCGGGAUCUCCUCCAAGGCUAUGGGCAUCAUGAACUCCUUCGUCAACGACAUUUUCGAGCGUAUCGCUGGUGAGUCCUCUCGUCUGGCUCACUACAACAAGCGCUCCACCAUUACCUCCAGGGAGAUCCAGACCGCCGUGCGCCUGCUGCUUCCCGGUGAGCUGGCCAAGCACGCCGUGUCCGAGGGUACCAAGGCCGUCACCAAGUACACCAGCUCCAAGUAAAGCGCCUUAGUCGCUCUGGCAAACCAACGGUUCUUUUAAGAGCCAC